AUGGAGAGUGGAAUCGCAGCUGCCGUGGCAGUGGUCAGACCUAAACGUCAUUGUUGGGAAUGUCUGCGGCGACGCCUUGUCUGUGAUGGUACCCAUCCAUCCUGCAAACGGUGCCAAAUGAGCUCCAUCGAUUGCCCUGGCUAUGGGCACAAGAAGCCACUCAGAUGGGUUGAGCCUGGGAAGAAAAGUCGAAAGCGGCUAUCCAAAGAAAAACCUGCCCCAGGUUCUAGCCUUGUAAAUCUCGAGCAAGUCAAUAAACAGGCACAAUCUACGAGAGAAUCAGUCUCUCAGCAUCAGAUCCCGAGAAAUAGCAUGGCUGUAGCAGUGCCCAAUUUUCAACCCCGAUCCGACGCCAAUAAUUCUUGGAUCCUUCCCAAUCUACAAAAGGUCGAUCAAUUGACGCCGAAUGCCUUCAUCAGUAACAUACCCCUAGAGAUGGUGCGGGAUAUGCCUCCCGCCAUAACCCAUGCGUUAGCCUGUAUUGCCUUAGAUCACCGAUUACAUCAACUUCCGGAGACAGAUAAGCCAAGUAUAGGGACAGUAACAGUUCGAGAUAGAUUACUGGAACACAGAGGUGCCGCCCUACGUGCCAUUUCGGAGCUUCUUGGUAAUGCUAAAGCUCGUAUUUCGGACUUAGCGGUGGGCUCAAUCUUGUUCUUCAUGUCUGUUGAUAAUAGAGUAUCUCCUAGCCAUUGGCGCGUUCACUAUGAUGGAGUUACCAAGCUGAUUCAGCUUGCUGGUGGCCCAUCCAGGCUCUUCAGACCAAUUCCUCAUCUGCAAACAGCAAUACUCUCAUACAUCAUCAUGGGUGUCAUGGGCAACACAACAAGUCCGGCACAUAAUCUCGCAUGGCCACGUCUGCACUUGCAGCACUUGGACUCGGUUGCGGUUUUAUAUGAGCAUGGCUUUUAUCCAACCCUGUUUUGUCCAGCAGAGCUAUUUCUAGCCAUUGUUAGAAUCAAUAGUCUGCGGCACGAAGUAGCCAAUCACUACUUCAUUGGCGACUCUCCACAGGUUAAAGCUGAGGAGAUACUUUGGCAAAUACAACAGCACAAUCCAGCAUCGUGGGCCGCGUCUGUGCCAUCUGGAUCGGGGCUCAUAACAGUAAGCAGCAUACACCAGUCGGCGGUAACAAUCUAUUGUGUCUCGUCUCUUCAAAGCCUCGGAGUUCUGCCAAAUUCCGCAGCGUUAAGGUCACUCCUGAAGUGGCAUAAGCAGCGUCUGGGCAUGCUCCUAAAAGAAUCCCUAGGGUCCAUUGCUUUGAGACAUAUCAGUAUGAAAUUCAUUGCUUGGCCAUUGGUCGUAUUUGGCAUGAAAGCGAAUGCGGAAGAUAGAAAAUUUGUCAAGGAAGAACUCGCGCAUAUAGCGUACGAUAUAGGAUCAUACCUCCCUAUGCUGGCAGGGUCGGUUCUGAGUGAAUUUUGGCGAUCCGAAGCAACGGGAUGGGAUGACUGCUUCCAAACGCCUUUCAUUUUCAUCAAUACCUAG
Molecule: messenger RNA, 1488 nt
Organism: Periconia digitata
Lineage: Eukaryota; Fungi; Ascomycota; Dothideomycetes; Pleosporales; Periconiaceae
Source: the annotation of a GenBank genome assembly